Oreochromis niloticus (Nile tilapia) is the source of this 2940-nucleotide messenger RNA. RefSeq names its product patched domain-containing protein 3. The coding region runs from base 58 to 2616 and encodes 852 amino acids. The record is from RefSeq and is a predicted model, not a curated record. Lineage: Eukaryota; Metazoa; Chordata; Actinopteri; Cichliformes; Cichlidae. Gene Ontology annotation, cellular component: membrane. The transcript is spliced from 4 exons.
ACCCUUUAUAAGUGUGCAGUCACACCAGAUCUGUGUCACUGCCCUGCAAGACUAAGGAUGGAUUCUAGACGCACUGACUGCCUGACAAAGCCUCUGUCACGGCUUUUUGAAAAUCUUGGAUCAAAAGUCGGAUCCUAUCCAUUAUAUUUUUUCAUUGUUCCUGUGUUACUCUCAGCAGCACUCAGCGGAGGCUUCAUUUUUCUCCAGGAAAGACAGGACAAUGGUCUUGAGCGCCAGUUUACGCCAAGUAAAGGACCCUCAAAGGCAACCAGAGCCUUUGUGAAAGAAAACUUUCCCUACAAUUACUCCAUGUUUUCUGAAGACAGGCAGUAUGACAAGGGCAGCUUUGCAUCCCUCAUUGCUGUGGCCAGGAACAGCCGUAAUCUACUGGACACACUUGUUUUAGAGGACAUCAUCUCACUCAACAAUAAGAUCCUUGAUAUCACUGUGGACAAUGGGAGACUGGGCUUCAAUGAACUGUGUGCCAGAGCCAACGGAGAGUGUGUUUCAAACAUCAUCCUGGAAAUCCUCAGCUACAGUCUAACCAAUCAGACCAGCAUCACCUAUCCAGUCCACAUACACAAAGCUACUCCACUCUUUCUAGGUGCAAUGCUGGGUGGUGUUAUUACAGAUGAUAGUGGCUCAGUCAGAAACACUGAAGCUGUCAAACUUUUCUACUACUUAGAUGAUCAGGAAAGCACAGCUGAAGCCUCAAAAUUAUGGCUGAGAGAAUUUAAAAAGCUCCUAUCAGACAACACAGACAACAAACACAUUUAUGUGUCUUACUACACCUCGAAAUCCAAGCAGGAUGAGAUUGACAGCCACACCACAGAUGGCUUCCCCCUAUUCCUCAUCGCUUAUGCCUGUGCUGUCACCGUCUCCGUGAUAUCCUGCCUGAGGCUGGACAAUGUGAGGAACAAGAUGUGGGUGGCUGUCUUCGGUAUCCUCUCCGCUGUGCUGGCAGUUCUCUCUGGCUUUGGCCUGCUGCUUUACAUCGGAGUGCCGUUUGUUAUCACCGUCGCAAACGCAGUUUUCCUUUUACUUGGAAUUGGUCUGAACAACAUGUUCAUAAUGGUGUCUGACUGGCAGCACACACAUGUGAAUGACCCGGUCUCAAAGAGGAUGGCUCACACUUACAAAGAAGCCAUCAUGCCCAUCACCAUCACCGCUGUGACCGAUGUUCUCAAGUUCUUCAUAGGCGUCAAGUCUUACUUCCCAUCCGUGCAGGCCUUCUGCUUGUACACCAGCGCCUCAAUCAUAUUCUGUUACAUCUACACCAUCACCUUCUUUGGAGCCUUCUUGGCUUUAAAUGGGCGGCGGGAAGGCAGCAACAGGCACUGGCUGACCUGCAAGCGAAUUCCAUCAGACAGACCUAAAAAUCGCUCUGAGCUAUACAGCAUCUGCUGCGUAGGAGGUGACUUUGAUAAGAGCACUGGAGCAGAGAAGAUGCACACAGUCAGCUAUUUCUUUAAGGAUUACUACGGCCCAUUUUUGAUCAAACCCUGGGUCAAGGGAAUGAUAAUCUUUUUCUUUGCGGCAUAUUUAGCGGUAAGCAUUUAUGGAUGCCUCCAUGUACAGCAGGGGUUUGAGCUUCAUGACCUGGCAGCUGAUGACUCCCUUGUUAACACAUACAACAGGAAGGAUAGGCAUUAUUUCUAUGAUUAUGGCCCAUCUGUGAUGGUUAUUAUCAGUGAGCCUUUUCCAUACUGGGAUGAAACCAAGCGGCACGAACUCCAGGCAUGCAUUGAGGACUUUAAAGGGCUCCACAUUGUAGAUAGAGACAUUUUUUCAUCCUGGCUGGACUCUUAUUUGUUGUAUGGGCACGCAAAUAAUUUAACCCUUAAUGAUAAAGAUGCCUUCCUCAAACAUCUCCCUCAGUUUUUUGAAUUAUUCCCUUUCUACCAGCAAGAUGUGAACAUCACUGGAGAUGUCAUCCAUGCCUCCCGAGUUUUCAUACAGAUGGUUGAUAUUGACAGUGGCAGCAGGGAACUUUAUGCACUUAAAGCACUUCGGUCCACCUCAGCUGAUUGCAGAGCAGCUUCUUUAUUAGUCUAUAACCAGAAAUUUAUCUUCUUUGACCAGUAUGAUGUUGUAGUGAGCAGCACGAUCAAAAAUGUUGGUGUGAUCACAGCUGUGAUGUUCAUCGUCUCUCUCCUGCUUAUUCCUAACCCUGUCUGCUCAUUUCUGGUGACUUGUUCGAUUGGUUCAGUGACUGUAGGCGUGACCGGCUUCAUGGCGCUCUGGGACAUCAGCCUGGAUUCCAUAUCCAUGAUCAUUUUCACCGUCUGCAUUGGCUUCACUGUAGAUUUCUCCGCUCACGUGUCUUACGCCUUCGUCUCCAGCAAAAAGACGGAUCCCAAUGCAAAGGCUGUGGAUGCUCUCACACAUCUGGGGUUCCCCAUCCUCCAAGGCGGCUUGUCCACCAUUUUGGGGGUGUCAGUGUUGUCUGUAUCAAAGUUUAACACCUUUAGAACAUUUUUUAAGAUUUUUUUUCUUGUCAUGUUUAUCGGGAUGGUUCAUGGCCUUGUUUUCAUCCCAGUAAUCCUGUCAAUAUUCACAUGCAGGUCAGAAAAGGAAGCGAGCAAAGACAACACUGUGAAAGUCACCAAACUAUAACCAAAGUGGCUACAGUAAGGACUUUUAGUCAGACAGAUUCAAUUUUAGAUGAUAUUAGCACUGUUGCUUUGAAAGUAAGUGAAUUCAGUAUAAGUUAGGUUUCUUUAAAUAACAACCUCACAAGUGAAAAUAACUCAAACUUUAUGAUGUAAGUUAUUCAUUUAUGAAUAUGUUGUAUUGUCUAAAUUAGAACUCCAAAAUCUGACACAGUGCCCCUCUCAGUUUAUGUAUUCUUGUUAAAACAACCUUGUUUGAUCUUGUUUGAGAUGCUCCACUGAUUUUUUUGACAAAUGUAAACAAUAAAAUCAAGUACGAACACUUAAA